GUUAGGUAAUGUUUCCGGAAGUACACGUAUGUCGCUGACGUUUAUUUUUCCACAUAAUGGAUAAUAAAUAAACAAAACUACGCACAGAUUACUUUAUAAAUGAAAAUUCUGAAUUUGUAGAUUAAUUCUAUAAAAUGAGGCGUUCUUAUCUUGGUAAGAUAUUUUCAGUUAAUUCUGUUUUAAUUACUGAACUAUACAAAAAAAUAGUAUAGGUUAAAAUUGAAACCAAGCUAAAGAUAAGAAUAAGACUAAAUAUAAAUAAUGAAUUCAGUUAACUUAUAUAAUAUAAGUAUAUAAGGCAGUAUAUUGAAUAUUAAUAUGGGCCUACUUAGUUAUGGUUAUGGGCCAUCCUUAAUUAACAUGGCACUAUUUUGGUCAAUACUGACUAAUAAUAAUAGUAUUAGUAUUAGUGACAGCUUCAGGUGACAAUAAUUUAAUAUUAUAAUAAUAAAAUAUUAAUAGUAUUAAUAUUCCCUCCAUCCCUUUGAGUUGACACAAAUCAUCAAAGAAAAUUAGAUAACCUGGUCUCAUCACUCAUCAUCAAGAUUGAUACUUUAGCCUUUGAAAUUAACUUUAAACAAAAAACAUGAAAUAUUUAGAAUAUUCCACAAGCCACAAGAUAUGACAACAAUUUCUUGCCCCAGGGGUUCUCAUAGAAUAUUUACAAUCACAUGCUCACUAAUCCAAAUGAAUUCCACAAACAUAUUAUAGUAUUUUCUAAAGUGACUUUAGUAAAGUCUUAACAGAAUAUUGCCAAGUAUAAACAGCUCUUUCAAAUUAAUGUUAAUAUAUGGUUCCAACUAGAUAGAGUCAUAGACCAUACAAAAUAUUGUUAUUCUUCUACACGUGUGUUAAAAAAAAUGCUUGCUGAUCAUGUCAAUUGGCAUGUAAGAAUUACUGCACCAAAUUUUAUUGCUUUCAUAUUUAAACAACUAAUGUAUAGUACAGAACCACACAAAAUUUUAGAUUCGUAUUUUGAAAACUUUUUGUUAAUAAUUAAAUUUACUUAACCCGUAGCCGAAGAUUCUAUAAUCUACCAAUGUUUUUGAAUUUUUUUAGAUUCUUGCAUUUCAACUUUCUGGGUGGAACACCCUCCUUGCCCUACCUAAUUUUCUGUUUCGGUUUAAUCCUGAAGUGUCAAAGUGUCCUCUUUUUAUAGCCAUUUUCAUUGUUUCUAUAGAAUAGUAGUUACUAUCCUAUUGUCUCAUUUGUAUUUACUUAGUUUACAUGUUUUAAUAACUGUAAAGCGCUUAGAGCUUUAUGAUAAGCGCUAUAUAAAAAUGCCUAAAUAAAUAAAUAAAUAAACACACUGGGGAAAUAAUUUUGUGUUUUAUUAAAAGUAGACUAUUUUUUUUAAAAAAAGAAAGAUAUACCAGCUCAUCAUAUAAUCCCUCUUCCCCUACAUGUAUUCAAGAAUAAGAGAAAAGAAUUUUGAAAUUUAUUCAAAAGAGUGGCUAUUAACAAAACAUUUAUUUGAUUUAUACUGAGCUAGGCCUGUGAGCUUACAACUUUUAGCACAGUGUUUCCCAAAUGAGCAUCUAAAAAGGUUCAAUACCCUCACUGCCAACCCCUUUUUUUGUGUAAGAGCUAAACAAUGAGCAAGCCAAGCAAUCAGUCAAGAACUUAUUUGACCAGUUAUUAAUGGGGUUUACAUUUAUGAGGCACAAGGCUCAAGCUGAAAAAUCAGUUUUAUAUCACUCCAAAAUCAACAUUGAGAUGACAGUGAAUCUUUGUGCCUGGAUUUUUUAUGUUAUUACAGAUGUUAUUACAGCUAACUACAAGGCGUUUGGACUGAGGCAAAGGUUUAUCCAAAUCAAUAAGACACACAAAAUUGGUGUAUUUUAAACAGUUUAGUUAAGCUUUAACAUUAAGCUACAAAUUAAAGACAAUUAGGCUGAUGUGCUGUUGAAGGCCUUGGCUUAACUGUACUAUUUUAUUUCAGAAAAAAUCUGUUUGUGUCUUACUAAUUAACGGAUGUAUUUUAUUGGUACUGAGUUGUAUGGAGCAUCAUCAAUGACUGGCUGCAACCUUUGGGUUCAGCUUAACUGAGCUGUAUGGAGCACCAUCAAUGACUGGCUGCAACCUUUGGCUUUUGCUUAUUCCAUGAAAACAACAGGGCAGCAUGUCUUGAUUAUUAUAUGUUCCAAUCAUCAUCAACAUAGGGCUGCUAAAAAAUUCACAGAUCACAAUUACUGCAAUGAAUUUAAUUUAAGCGCAUGCUCUCAAUGACUGGCUAUUCUUGCAAUCUGUGUUGAGAGCUAUGCAGACUUGUCUGCUCCAUACUGACUUUUGUUAGCACAAAUUAUUAUCUUGUUGCUGAAUUCAAACUCAAAAGACAUCACAUGUGACAUUGAUGAUAUGACAGAAAUUUUUGCUAAAUCAAUAAAAUUGAAUUCGCACCUGGGAAUGAGAUCAAUUUUUAUUUCUUUAAUGUGUCCUUGCUUUGGUAUCAAUAUUACUUUAUCUUGAGAGCACUAUUGGACAUCUUGAAUUAUACUAAUUUCCAAGCCCAUCUGAGCCAGAUGAGCAUUGUGAGAUGCAAGAAAAUAUGCAAGAAUAGUAUCUGGUAUUACUUUGCGUUCAUUUGGAUAGGCUACAUAAGAAUGGUUCGAGCAGUCGCAGAAUUUUCUUUUGAUGGACAUCCCAGGUUGAUUAUUAACCAAUUUCACAAAUUAGGCAGUUUUGAAGGGGAGGAAGGUUUAAUCAACUAAAGUUUAUAUUAAGCUUAAACAAAGUUUAAGAAACGUUACAUAUAGUUUUGGCUACAGGUACUACAUCAUAAAUUUUUUUAUCCUAUUCUGUACUAUGGAUGGCUUAAGAAGUUCCUAGCUGGGUGUGGAAGUUCGUUUCAGGGUGAAGGCAAUCACAAGAUGAAAUUUAUCAUAAAAUCCACGUGAAAAAUAUUCAUGGAAAAUAUGAUUUUAUUGUAAUUUUUUAAUGUAUAGGAUUGCCAAAAAAGUGUUGCAUGCUAAUACAAAAAAGGUCUUCAUGGACUAUUUCCCAUUUAAAUAUCUGGUAUAAUUAAGUAAUGAGAGCAUUUGAUGGAGUUAUCUUCUCUGGCCUUUCUACAACUCCUUUGUACAAUCCUAUUUAAAUUUUAGUUUAUUUAGUCGGUGCCGUAAUGUAAUGGGUCAAGCAGACCAAUUUAACAUGUAAAUAUGCUCACCUUUAACGAAAGUUCUUUUGGCUUCUCAGCAAAUGGCGGUACAACGCAGUAUAAAGACACAUCACAAAUGUUGGAAGAAGAAAACGAACAUUUGGAAAAUGAACUAAAAGGAAAAGUCAAGGCUCUUCGUUCCGUAAGUCUUCAUCACAGAAAAAUACCUAAGAGUUCUUUAAAAAAUUAAGCAUCUUAUUUUUUAAUUUUUGUUAGGUUUAUGCUUGUGUCCAUUUUCAAGUUAAAAUAAUGCUGUAUGCAACAAAGCCACCAUUUCAAUUUUAUAUACAUGGUUUUUUGACAUGAAAAUGUGUUCUUUCUUUUAAAUAAAUGUGUUCUUUGUUUUAAAUUAAGAUUAUACAAUUUUAAAAUUAUAAUUCUUCUAAUUUUCAGCUUACAAUUGAUAUUGGUGUGGAGGUACGAGAACAGAAUAAAUGGCUAUCCCAAAUGGUAAGCUCUUGGCAUAUUACAAGCAAAUCCCUCUGUAUUAUUCAACUUUUUAUAACAGCUGCAACCCAUGAUUGUGUAUCAAAUACUAGCAGUAUAAAACUAUUAUUUCCCGCUAAGUUAGCCUGUUUUGUUGUAAUUCGAACUUGACAUCUUAUCUCAGGUGACAUAUUUCUACUGAGGUGAUAUAUUUCUUUUGUCUUUAUUUCUCCUGGUGAUUUAGGACGAAGACAUGGAAACUUCAGGUGGUUUAUUGUCCAAGACCAUGGGCAGACUUAAAUCUAUAACCAACGCUGGACAUUGGAAAAUUUGGCUGUACAUCAUCCUGUUUGCCUUCUUUGUGUUCUUCAUGUGCUGGGUCAUCAUUCGGUUCAGAUAACGAGUGCCAGUCAGUAGCCACAACAGUUUUGGAGGACAUAUUUUCAGUUUUAACCUUGAAAUUUGAGAGAAAUUUGACAUGAGAGAUAACUUUAAUGGCGGCUUGAAAUACUAAGACUAGUCACAGAUUCAUUUUCAGAAUUACCAUUUACAUCAUUGUAAUUCCUGUCUAAUGUGAACUUAUAGAAUGCAUUACACAUGCAUUCAGAAGUAUUUAAGAAAAUAAAAUGCCUAUUGGUUGUUGCAGCCUUUUGUUUACAUGGUACAUGUCACUUUCUAACAGACAUUUAUUUUGUGUGUUAAAUAGUUAAUCCAAAUUGAACUUGACCUGAAAUCUCCGUAACAAAUUAAAGGUAAACAAUAUUUUUAUUUUCUUUAAAUGUGUGCAACUGUUGCUGCAAAUAUUUUCUUUAUCUUUUUAAAAAAUUGAUCAAUUUGGUUUAAAAUUUUGAUUACAGAGAUAACUUUUUCUUUUUUUUUUUUGUAUUUUUUUUUUUACACGUCAAUGUUUUAGUUUGAUCUUUGUAACUGCUUAAACUCAUAAUUUCAGGGCUGUUAUAUAUUCAGCUGAAUAUAAAAAAUUGUUAAUACUUUUGGGUACAAGCAUUGCCUCACGUGGACUUGCUAAUGUUGGAUGCACCCAGAGACAUUGCCUCACGUGGACUUGCUAAUGUUGGAUGCACCCAGAGACAUUGCCUCACGUGGACUU
Messenger RNA from Lymnaea stagnalis (great pond snail), 4691 nucleotides. The record is from the annotation of a GenBank genome assembly. Lineage: Eukaryota; Metazoa; Mollusca; Gastropoda; Lymnaeidae.